Molecule: messenger RNA, 1394 nt
Organism: Morone saxatilis (striped sea-bass)
Lineage: Eukaryota; Metazoa; Chordata; Actinopteri; Moronidae
Product: progranulin-like
Exons: 6
Coding region: 143-1030 (295 amino acids)
Cellular component (GO): extracellular region
Source: RefSeq, a predicted model, not a curated record
UCACAGGACACAGGGCUGGGAUAUAAAGUCUAGUCUCCAUAUUUUGCUCAGUGGGAGGGUCCAACCUGCCAUAUAAAGAGCACUGAAUCUCUGGUUUGUUUCUGAGGAAGUGUGAGACGUACGACAGGAAGCUGCCGAGAAGAUGUUGAGGAUAACUCUGUUGAUGUUAGUGGGAGUGUUUGUGGUGGAGUUUGCAUCCUGCUCCAUCACAUGUCCUGACGGUAGUGUCUGCACUGAUUUCGAAACCUGCUGUGCGACUAGGCAUGGAUAUAGCUGCUGUCCAUAUCCAAAGGCUAUGUGUUGCCCUGACCUGGCCCACUGCUGCCCUUCAGGAUUUAGCUGUAACCAGGCCACCCAGCUGUGUGAGAAAGAAAACCAGCCGUGGAUGAACACACCCAUGGUGAAGAAGGAGGCAGCAGAGGAGCCGAGGACUCCUGUAUCUCCCCCUCAGGAGGUUGAGAGCAACCAUGUCCUAGACCAAAAGAGUUCAGUUGUCCAUUGUGACAACUAUUACCUCUGUCCCGAUGCCACAACCUGCUGCAGACACCCAACAGGUGUCUGGUUCUGUUGCCCGUACUCUCCUGGCAGGUGUUGUCUGGAUGGCUACCACUGUUGUCCAUAUGGCUACGACUGUGACUACACGUACACGCGCUGUGUGAGGGAAGACCUGAGAUAUCCCUUCACCCCCAAAAAAGCUCCGUCUUCAGUCCCUGCCUCUCUCAUUUCAGCUCCAGAAGACAAAAAAAGCGUACAGGAGACACCAAUGAUGGCUCUAACAGAAGCCAGCAGGGGCAUCCGUGAGCCUGGAGUCAUUCGCUGCGAUUCCAAAUUUUACUGCUCACAAGGGACAACCUGCUGCCAAGGACCCACAGGCCAAUGGACCUGCUGUCCCUACCCGCUGGGCCAGUGCUGUUUAGAUGGUAAGCACUGCUGUCAGUAUGGAUAUACCUGCGACCCGACGUCCUUGUCAUGCAGAGGUCUGUUCUCUCAGAUACCCUCCGGAAAACAGGAACGUGCAAAAACAGUCUGAGGACAUGUUAAAGUUUGUGCACUGUGGCACCUUUUUUAAUUAUUUUGGUACACACUUCAGUUCAAAUCUACCAAUGCAUCAUUGCCUACAUAAAGAAAACUAAUACACACUGGCCAGAUUUUGGAUCAUAGUAAAUAAUGACAAGCUUAUAACCACAACAGUAUCCAUAGUUGAAUCCAUUUCAGAUGAAUAGUACUGUAUUCUGUAUUGGUUCUAAGCUUUUCAUGAGUGUUUGUUUUGUGUUGUUUUUUAAGAAAUUGACAAAUCAUAGAGAUAUGCCAACCUCAAAUAAUUUCAUGAUCUUUUCUGAUGACAUAAAAUACUUAUAAAUAUGGAAUUUCUUAAAUAAAAAAACUAUAAAAAA